Molecule: messenger RNA, 5072 nt
Organism: Ciona intestinalis (vase tunicate)
Lineage: Eukaryota; Metazoa; Chordata; Ascidiacea; Phlebobranchia; Cionidae
Source: RefSeq, a predicted model, not a curated record
GUUCAAUUUUAAACGAUGCCCAUUCAUUAACUCGCGUUUUUCUUUUUUGCAAAAAAUGCCUGCAAAGAUGAUUUUGCAACGUUUGCAAAAAAAUCGUGCACUGUUGACGCCAACCGGAAAACCUCGUUUUCUGAACGCAGGUCAAUUGGUCACGCUUGGUUGCAGAAAACGUUUUUCUUUGUGGAAUGUGGCGAGCAGCUUGCCUCGCCGCGCGAUAUUAUUACUUUAUACGGCACAAAAAUCGUGGCGCUUGUUUGCCAUGAGGCACAAGACGUGUUAACAGGAUACUAGAAAACUUAGAAGUGUAAACUGACGUCAAUGUUUAAUUACCAGUGUUAGCCGAUGUUGCAACAGUUAACAGAUCUUGAGUCGUGACAUUAGUGGCCAGGUGUAAUCGUGUUUGUUUGUAUAGGUCAAUGGUGAACGUUUUCAACUUGCAAACUAUUUUUACCAAUUGUUGUUAAAAAAUCGUGUUUUUUUAUGAUAAACAGUUAAUUUAUCUGGUUCGUAAACCAAAAUAGGUUUGUACGCAUAUGUGCACACCUUCACGUAGCAUAAAGAUAAGCUUUCUGUAGUUACAGACGCUGAGACGCAUAACACAUAGCGGUGCGCACACCAUAGGUUAAGAAUCACUGGUGUAAAAUGGUCUAAAAGCUGUUUUUAGCAGUGUUUAAAGCUGUAAAUUUAGUUAAUUUGUCAGGUUGGUAAACCAAAAUAAGUUUGUUCGUAUACGCCGUGGACAUCUUCAUGUACCGUAGGAUACCGUAGUAUGAGUCUCAAAGUCCAUAUAUAACUCUUCUAAGACGCAUACCAUAGCGGUGCGCACACUAAAAAUCUAUUUCACGGGUGCCCUAAGCUGUGAAUUUACGAAAGUAUUGUGGGUGCACUAUAAUUUUAGGUUAACCGCACCCGUCUUACGAUGAUCCGACUCCGUGACUAUAGGUCGGCAACUCGUCUUAUCAGACGAACGAGCGGCAUCAGGCACCCUGAUUCAGGCUAGAGACAAAACAUGAGGACAGCCGAGGAUGAGAGCGGUCGUGUUGCAAUGCUAACACGGAAAUGGGAGGGCUUUAUAGCAUUUUCCCAGAUCACAGAGCUUUUUAUCACUUCCUAAAUCACAGGAAGCGCGCAAACUGUGACGAUUAGAACAGAAUGGCAGACUGGCAUAAAAUGUUCUAGGUCACAGGAAACACAAAAGAUGUGUUUGAUGCUUAAGCAUAUAAUAAUAUCCAAUCUUUAUGCAUUAAGUUAAGUUUGGGUAAACUAUGCAUUGAAUCUGUGCUCAAAACACAGUCAAUCGGUGCAAAAGCAAUACUAGAUUUAUUAUUUCUUUACUUUAUUGUGACGUAACAAUAGUUGUUCUAGAAAAAUUCGUUUGAAUUUUUAUAGAUUUUGUCUGUGUCUAUUUUUAAGUUAACAUUACUAAUAGGUUGUUACUGAGGUGUAUGUAUUGACAAGUACUCAUUCAGGUUAUCUAGAUACCCGAUAUCGCAUAGGGGAGUUCGCAGUUCCUAAUAACAUGUUUUAUAUCCUGUUUAGCAUGCCUGCCUUUAUGUAAGGAUUCAAAAGUUAGUUUUUAGCUGUAGGAAACCGAAGUCUCUAGCCUCUAGUCUAGUUGAUCGUGCAUUAAUAUGUCAUAGUAUUCCGUUUUAUCAUACUUUGUGUAACAACGCCAUUACUAUGUAUUAUGUAAAAUAUACUUGGCGAAGACACAGCACCGUGUCACCGUAUGUAUACUGUAUGCUGGUUAGCCUAUUUGAGUUUGGAUCUAGCCAUAAUGAACUGUAUUAUCUAUUUAAAGUCAUGACAGUGGUUUGAAUCAUAGCUAGAGUCCCCUGCGGCAGUAGUUCGGCCUUGCGCAGCGUAUGAUACGUGGUAUACUUAGGUACGAAUUAAUUAAUUGUUAAAGUAGGUCUAGGAGAGUGUUUGCGGUUUGAUUCUUUAACAGCUUUGUCCUUACAAAAUGGUUGAAAGUUAUUCAGUAAUGCCAACACAUAACUUAGAUUUCCCAUUUAAUGGUGGCCUUCAGCAGGAUGCUGCCUCGCCCCCAAUUUACCAGGCCACACCAGUUGUACGAACGCCUUCUAACCAAUCAGAUCUUGGAGUUAUUCGUUCAAUUGAUGACGACACAGUCCCCAUUGUUGGUCAACUGCAGCAGAACUAUUCGUUCACAGAGGAAAAUUCUAGACCGGAACAAAUUGUACUUUCAAGGCCAAAUCAUCAUCACUUUCAGCCAAUUUAUUUAAACAGAAACGCAAAUGCACACGAAGGAAACACUUCUGUGCGUUACAUAACCAAUCCGAACCAAGUGAAUACUCGCGUGUGCUUAAAUACGAAUGUACAGUGCUCAAAUACUGUGGGAUACCAAAUGAACAAUAAUGUACAUAAGUUGAACACUCGUAAUGUACACCAGUUGAACACUAAUUUUAAUGUACAUUACGGGAACAUUAAUGUACAACAAAUCAAUAGAAAUCACCAACAAGUGAAUACCAAUCAGCAUCAAGUGAAUUCAAAUCACCAACAAGUGAAUACUCUUCCACAAGAAUGUAAUGGUUUUCAUCCUACCAUUAACAAUUACGCACAACAAACGUUUGUUUACUUGCCGGUUUUGGCCCCACAACACAACCAAGAUUAUUUGCAACAUCAAUUACAACUAGAACAAGUAAAACAACAACAAAAGUUGGGACCGCAACAAUUCUAUGACAAAAUAGCCCCUGAUAUACAUGGCCGAAGUUUUAUACAACAGAAAGUAGUAAGAGAAACACCACGGCAUCAAUGGCAAUUUAUGGAUGAUCUAACAAAACUAGAAGCAAUGAAGAGCAAAUACCAAUUGUUAAGAAAGGAACAAAACUUUGAUUCAGAAACGACAAAAAGACAAGAAUUUGUGCAAUACCAAUUACGACUAGAAAUAGCAAAGCAACAAAAAAAGUUGGGACUGCAACCUUUCGAUGAGAAAAUGGUUCCUGAUUUUCAUGCCCGACGAAUUGUAACACCACAAAAACAAAAGCAACAACCUUUAAAUGAUCUAACACAAUUGAAUGGAAUACAGAACAAAAACAGAGUGUUAAGUUUGGAACCAAACUGUACAACAAAGCCUCCACCCUGCUACACACCGAAUAUAAAACCGCGAAGUAAGGCGCGUAAAGUUAGUGAUGCACAGAAAAAGAAGUUUGGUAAAACCACGCCAAACCGAAACGAUCCACAACAGAAUCAAAUGGAAGCGUCAAACCCGAUGCCUAUACAACAGAACGUAACUUUGCAAUAUCCAGUGCAACCACGCACGAAACAACAAGCAGAAAGACCAAAAACAUCGGUAAACCACAAUUUAGCCACGGUUAAUAGGGAACAAAAACAGCAAAAUCUAAAUUCUUUGGUAAAGCGAAUCCUUAAUGACCGGCAGAGUAUUUCAAAAGUAUCGAAAAAACGUAAGAGAGAUACAGAUGUCUCAUCUAACACUGUUGUUGCAACUAACGCACGAGUUCCGCCUGCGUAUCCAGGAGAAUACCACUGCCAGCCAAAAAAUGAAGUGUCUAAACCCUUUGUCAACUUCGACGCUGUGAAGAAAAACAAUCACGGAAACGAUGCCUUUGGUUCUGAUAGUUCAGAUGAAAACGAUUGCAUCUCUGACAUUAAAAUAGUGUCUUAUUGUUCAUUGGCUGAUUUACAUGCUGGACAACCAGAGACAGAUAUUCCUUGCAGUUCUGCUGCAUGCGUGCAAAAGAAUUCAAAAAACAACACUGGGGAAAUUGAGAAAAAAGACCCACAUUGUCAACAAAAAGAUGCAGUGAAGAUCGUUCAAUGUUCGGAGGAAGGAAGUUUGACUGUGAAAGAAAACUUGAAUACAACUGUCGCGCCGGCAAGCAAGAGUGUACCGCUGCCGAAGUCCGAAGAGUCGGAAAACCAAAAAGUCGCAAAUUCCGCCAAGCGAAAUAGUGUGGCCAAAUGUUCGGAUAGAAAAAACAUUUUUGAACAAAUUCUUUAUGAUCUCUAUGCUGAUCACGUGUCUCCUGUGACGCCUAACAUGGAUACUACCUUGUCGGUAUCUGAAAAUCACUUUUUUUCUUGUGACGUAACGAAACCUUCAGCGGCGAAGAAUAAAGUAGCUGAUGACGUCAUCAAGGCCAAUAUCAAUGACACCACACAAAGUUCAGAAGAAACUUCAAAUUGUGACGACACCGAACGCGGGAAGAAAAAUGCUUUGGAUGACGUCACCAUCAAACAUUCCAAUGAUGUCACAACCAAGCAUUGUGAUGACAUUAGCAUAAAAAAGUCGCAGAAUAAUGCAAAAGCCAUUUCCAGUGAUAACAUACCAAUACCUUCGGGAAUAGAAUCGAAACCUUCGGUUGCAGAAGCUUCCACAAUCACUAAAGAUUCAGAUCAAAAGUCACCCUUACCCGCUAAGCGAAGAGUCCGCGCUCGAUUGACGACCAGAUCAAAGUCGCGCCCGCCGCGUUUUAACGCCGUCAUCGAUUAUCUUAAAAAGAAAGAAAAACUCAAAAAACCGUUGUCGCGUCAUAAUAUGCGCAAUUGUUACGUCAUACUAAAAAGACUUCCCAACUCUGCAUUAAUUCGCGGUUGACAAACAAUCGACUUUAUUUGUUGUUCUAACUUUCUUGUUUUUUGCUAAGUUUCGUUCUUCAAUUAUUUAAACUGCCAUUCAAGUAUUUGUGAAAUACUGUCGCGUAAUAAUGAGCAUUAUGACGUACAACCAAACUGUGAACUCUUAACCUUGGUUCUUCGACUCCUUCCAUCACGAGCAUUUCUUAACUCCUGAUAACAACUUGCCUGCUUUCUGCCUUGAUAACAUGCGUCUCUAUAAACAGAUCCUCUAGUUAAAAGUUCACUUUUUUACCAAGCUGUUUACUUACGCUACGCUUGGUAGCAAAAACAGCAGAGUACAUUUUUUACUCGAGCACUCCUACUGUAUAUUCUACGUUCAAGUCUUAAUUAUUUUCACGAUUUUUUGUAUAUUUUCUCGCCAUCCGUAUUGUGACGGUACUUUUUUACUUUAUGUAAUGCGUUCAGGUUCGAUUAUCGCUUAAGUACACUUGACUCUAUAGAAAGUUGUAACU